AUCUCGUCAACGUUCAGUUGUCUCGAAACCGUCGAGCAAUAGAGUUUUGAGAGUGCAUUCGUGGUGAAAGUCAUAAUCUUAAUUUAUUUUCCGUUUUAUAUACUGCAUUAUUACUCUUGAUGUAGUUAUUUGUUCGUUAAAAGUGGAAAUUUUGUUUAUUUUGCAAUAUUGUCUUCUCGGUCAUUCCAUCUAUACUUUGUGUACAAUUAUCUUCAUCAAACAUUGAUAAUUUCAAAGAUCAAUAUUGUAUUGCAAGUGUGUGAGAAAUUGAAUCAAUACAGGAAACGGAGAAAAGAGUCAGUGAAAGGGGAAAAUAUCGGAAGUAUAGUAGUUUUGAGGCAUAGCGUGGAACACUGAGAAAAUUCAUUCUGAAUCAGAAAUAAUCCAGCAUCAUAUCUGUGAAAAAUAUUUAUAAUUUUUGAUUGAGACUGUAAACACCUUUUGUGUCUGUAGAGAGUGGGAAGUGUAAAGAUUUUUCAAGUGAUAUUUCAAAGUAAAAAAAGGGGAGAAAAUGAUGAGCAUACCUGUUUCUGCACGUCUUGCUAACUUGGCCAGAAGAUCAUGUGUAAGAUUUCUUAGUACCAGACAACAGCAUCAGAAUGAAGAAUGGCCAAGAGCAUGUGAAUAUGAACGGUUCUACUCAUAUCCAUCAGAGCCAGGAUUCGUAAGGAAUUCCCCAUUCGAAAGUAUCAAUAUUCCCAAUUGUACCAUUGAUCAGUAUGUUUGGAGUCAUCUACGAGAAUGGGAAAAUAAAGUUGCUACGGUCUGCGGAAUAACAGAUCGACAGUAUACAUAUGCAGAGAUGCGGGACAACUGUGCAGCCUUGGCAGUGCGUCUGCAAAAAUUAGGCUACAAACAGGGCCAGACGCUGGCUGUUUGCCUGCCAAACCUUCCAGAAUUCCCUAUCGCUGCUCUGGGAGCCCUGGAGGCGGGUCUCGUGGUCACCACAGUAAAUCCAAUUUACACUCCAGAUGAAAUUUGUCGUCAAUUAGUGGACGCCGAUGCCCAAUUUGUAGUCACAACUGUAGAUCGUUUUGAUGCUCUCAAAGAAGCCUGUGCUCUGACCAAGAGAUCCAUCCGGAUCGCCACAGUCCGUCACAAAGCCACAGAAGCCCUCCCUGAAGGUGCUAUAGAUUUUGCUGAAUUGGUUAAUCCACAUGGUGUGGACUUCUCAGCCCUACGGCGCCCAAAUGUCUCCAUCGAGGACAUCGCCUUCCUACCAUACUCAUCCGGCACUACAGGCCUCCCCAAAGGUGUCCAACUCACUCACCGAAACAUCACAUCUAACUGCGAGAUGCUCAAAGCCAAAUCUGGCGAUGUUUGCAUCGUUGAACCUACAACUGAUAAUUUCCAGGAUGUUCUCCCCUGCGUUCUACCCUUCUUCCAUAUCUACGGACUUACAGUGACGUUGCUGUCCAAGUUGCAAUUUGGAUGCAAGAUUGUUACGCUUCCGAGAUUCCAUCCUGAUAGUUUCCUCAACGUCAUGGCCAAGCACAAAGGGACCGUACUUCAUCUUGUUCCGCCAAUUAUAAUCAUUUUGGGUCACCACGAUAAAUUGCAGUCUCGUCACACAGAAAGCAUCCGCGUUGUAAUGUCCGGUGCUGCUCCCAUGGGCACUCCAGAUGCUGAGCGAUUUACCGCUCGCGCUCCCGGAGUGGAGUUCGUACAGGGCUACGGAUUGACUGAAACGUCCCCCGUAGUCCUGAUGAGCUCAGUGGGCAGCAAGAAUUAUGCUUCAGUGGGAGAACCAAUGCCCAAUACACAAGCAAAAGUUGUGGAUCUCAGUGAUCCCACACGAACAGGCCUGGGGCCAAAUAAAGUUGGUGAACUCCUCGUCCGUGGUCCACAGAUUAUGCGUGGCUAUCACAAUCGUAAGGAAGCCACAGAGGAGAUGCUGCUGGAGGAUGGUUGGCUGAGAACGGGAGAUAUGGCGUACUAUGACGAGAACAAUCACUUCUACAUCACAGACCGCCUCAAGGAACUCAUCAAGGUCAAAGGAUUCCAAGUGCCACCGGCUGAACUCGAAGAACUCCUCCGUGAUCAUCCCAAAGUGGCAGAUGCCGCUGUAAUUGGAAUCCCACAUCCUGUAAACGGAGAAGUGCCCAGAGCCUUCGUUGUGGCCAAAAAUGGGACACCAGUGACUGAAAAGGAACUCCAGGAAUUUGUGGCUGGCAAAGUAGCCUCAUACAAACGCCUAGAUGGCGGUGUUGAGUUCACGGAUGCCAUCCCCAAGAGUGCUACAGGGAAAAUUUUGCGACGCGAACUGAAGGUGAAAUACUGCUCAUAAGAUUCUAUUGCCAUCAAAAAAAAAACCCAGAUAUUCGGAAUAAUUCCACGUGUGGUCUAGCAUAAUUUUGUUUUUCUUAUAUUUUUUAACCCAUAAACUUGACGCAAUAAUUAAAAUAUGAUAGAGAUAUUAUUUUAUAUUUCUCAAUUCAGCAACUUCAUGAGAUCCCCCAUUAAAGUGAUCAUCAUGAUAGUUGUCAUCACAUGGUCACAAGAUGUCUUUUUUAUUUUUUAAGUAUCUUAAACAAAAUAGCAAUUAUGAAGAGGUGAAAUUUGUCUGUGUUUUUUAAUGUAUAUAAUUAAUUAAAUAAAUGUAAUGAUGAAGAAAACGUAUCAAAUAAAUGUAACUGAAUUUAGAAAUAGAAAAAA
Phlebotomus papatasi is the source of this 2655-nucleotide messenger RNA. RefSeq lists its product as uncharacterized. Gene Ontology annotation, biological process: long-chain fatty acid metabolic process; fatty-acyl-CoA biosynthetic process. The record is from RefSeq and is a predicted model, not a curated record. Lineage: Eukaryota; Metazoa; Arthropoda; Insecta; Diptera; Psychodidae. The coding region runs from base 512 to 2287 and encodes 591 amino acids. Gene Ontology annotation, cellular component: mitochondrion. Gene Ontology annotation, molecular function: long-chain fatty acid-CoA ligase activity. The transcript is spliced from 5 exons.